Brenthis ino (lesser marbled fritillary) is the source of this 1920-nucleotide messenger RNA. The record is from the annotation of a GenBank genome assembly. NCBI's taxonomy places the organism in Eukaryota, Metazoa, Arthropoda, Insecta, Lepidoptera, Nymphalidae.
AUGAUCGGAAGUGAUUAUAUUUUAGAACUGUGCAAUGUUUUUCAUUCGGGUCAAGUAGAGCCAGGAAGCUUCUUUCAGCGACUCACGGGCGGAGUGAAGACAGGCAUAAUACUUAAAGAUGUCUCCUUCCUCACUCAAAGUGGUGAAGUUACUGCUAUACUGGGAUCUAAAGGUAGUGGAAAACGCGCACUUUUGGACGUCAUCAGCCGCCGGGUACCCUGCAAGGGUCAUAUUCUCCUCGAAGGCGUACCUUUAGAAGAGGAUCAAUUUAGAAAUACUUGUGCGCUUGUGCAUCAUUCCACAAAAUUGCUGCCUGGACUUAGUGUUCAACAGACAUUGGCUUUGUCCUUGGCUAAGAUUUCAGGAUACUUAAAGUCAUCGAAAGUGAAACAAGUUAUGGCAGAUUUGGCUUUGUCACAAGUGGCAAAUAAAUGCGUUACCAGUUUAACGAAAAGCGAAUAUCGACGAUUAGUUAUCGGCGUGCAACUCAUUCGCGAUCCAAUUAUUCUGCUUCUCGAUGAACCUACCUGGGACUUAGAUCCUUUAAAUACAUACUUGGUAAUUUCCAUCCUAUCAAACGCUGCCAAGAAAUAUGGUACAACUAUUAUACUAACUAUGGAGAAACCUAGAUCAGAUGUGUUUCCAUUCCUCGAUCGAGUGGUAUAUCUGUGCCUAGGGGACGUGGUGUACGCCGGCCCUACAAGGAAUCUGUUAGAUUAUUUCGGCAGCAUCGGGUUCCCUUGUCCGCAACUCGAGAAUCCUUUGAUGUAUUAUUUAUGUCUAUCUACAGUAGACAGACGAUCUCGAGAACGUUUUAUCGAAUCAAAUCACCAAAUUGCGGCAUUAGUAGAAAAAUUUAAAGUCGAAGGUCAAGCGAUUAUGCAGGGAAAUAUGACAGAGCACAGUCGCAUCAUAAACCCUAACAAAAUGCAGAUGAACUAUGGAAAACCCGGCGGUGUACGCAUUGUAUGGAUGUUGUUUUUGCGAAUGCUGGCAUCAAUUUUCAAUUUAAAGAAACAUGGUUUAAAACAAAUGUUAAUGAGAUUAUUAACUUUGCCAAUAUAUUGCUUAAUAUUAUGGAUUUUCUACAACGAGGCAAAGGAUUUUCAGCGCGCUUUCGUUACUAAGAGUGGUCUAAUAUUUAAUGCUAUGGUCGGAACAUACUUCAUUAGUAUUAUGAACACUAUUUGUCUUUAUGGUCCCUACAGAACUCGUUACUAUCAAGAAUCUCAGGAAGGUCUGUACAGUGGGGCAAGUCUAUUGCUCGCGUGGAAUCUCGUCUCACUGCCGUUUUCGUUUAUUGCUACAUUUGCAUCUGCUGCUAUAAUAUAUCCUAUUCUCAGCGAUAUAUCAGAAAGUCUGGACUACGUAUAUUUCUCUCUGAUCCUGUGGUCGUGCUAUAUCUACGCAGAACAACAAACCAUUGCCGUCAUGAUGUUCGUGAAGAACGGCCUUAUCGCUGCUAUUGUCAACAUUUAUAUCUCCUGCAUUUACAUUAUGUUGGCUGGUGGUGUUCUAAGAUCCUAUAAAGGCUAUGAAGACUGGCUCCUCUAUCUCACUUACCUCACACAUACACGAUACGCCUCAAUUUUCCUACAUAGAAACAUAUUCAAGCAGCCCACAUUUAACAUCCUUCCAUACAGCGAAGACGACAACUGUACAUCUAUUACAAAUCUCAUACAAACUUCAUCUAACAUAAACACUAAUUCCAAUGCAAACUGUAGGUAUCCAAGUGGUAAGGCAUUUCUUACUGAGAGGUUCACAUCUAAAAAUUUUGGCGGUGAUAUCUAUCAGACUGGCGACUUUAAUAUGGAUUUCAACUUAGGUAUUUCCUUUGCAUUCUCUUUAGGUAUUAUCGUUUUUAAUAAGUUCUUAUAUCUCAUGCCUUUGCCUGGAUACAUUAUUGAUAAGUUUAGGGAA